Staurois parvus is the source of this 403-nucleotide messenger RNA. The record is from the annotation of a GenBank genome assembly. NCBI's taxonomy places the organism in Eukaryota, Metazoa, Chordata, Amphibia, Anura, Ranidae.
ACACACAGACACAUGUACGUACAUACACAGACACAUACAUGCACACACAGACACAUGUACACACACACAUACAUGUACAUACACACAGACACAUGUUCAGAUACACACAUGUACAUACACACAGACACCCAUACACCCCUAUAAAAAGUUGCAGGACUUCAUUGUUCACUCACAGAGCUGGGUACUGCACUCUAGGGGGAGGCAGAGAGCACAGCACACACUACUUCCUUUGCUUUCACUGCGCUCAGCUAUUGAGCAGUCUGCCGGCUCCCAGUGCCAAUGACUGAUCCGGUCUGAGCUCCGAGCCUGCUCAGCAAGAUGGCCCUGAGGAACACUUGCCCCCACCAUUAAUUCCACUCGCCAUUGGCAAGCAGGCGAGUGGAAAUCUCAAGGCCUGUAUAUA